CGGAAGUAGGUACGUGGCCGCUUCAGCUGACAGUCUACAUGAUGGCGACAGAGGUUCAGAGCGGCGACCUCGACAGUGCUACUUCCAGCCGGCUCGAAGUUUCCAUCGAUGGCCUUACCCUCAGUCCCGACCCGGAGGGCGAGCAGGGCCAGGUCGAGGAGCCGGAACCCGAACCCGCGGAACCGGAGAGCGAUACGCCGGGAGCCGCUGGGGGCGAAGAUGGAGAGACUGCCAAAUCUGCGAUAGAGAGGAAAUGGGGCUUUCCUCUGCAAGAGCUGUACGGAAUGGCUCUUAAAUUUUUCAAAGAUAAAGAUGGAAAAGCUUUCCACCCCACCUAUGAGGAGAAGCUUCGACUGGUGGCUCUACACAAACAGGUGUUACUGGGGCCUUAUAAUCCCGAUGCUUCACCAGAGGUCGGCUUCUUUGAUGUCCUAGGCAACGACCGCAGGAAAGAGUGGGCCUCCCUGGGUAACAUGGAAAAGGAGGAGGCCAUGGUGGAGUUUGUCAAGCUGCUUAACAAGUGCUGUAACCUCUUUGCUCCCUACGUCACCUCACAUAAGAUAGAAAAGGAGGAGCAGGAGAGGAAAAGGAAAGAGGAGGAGGAGCGUCAGAGGAGGGAAGAGGAGGAGAGGGAGCGACAAAGACAGGAGGAUGAGAGACGGAGGCUUGAGGAGGAGGAAAGGCUGAGGAGAGAGGAAGAAGAAAGGAGACAGGCAGAGGAGGAGAGGCUACGGGUCGAGCAGCAGAAACAACAGAUAAUGGCAGCGCUGAAUGCCCAGACGGCGGUGCAGUUCCAACAGUAUGCUGCCCAGCAGUACCCCAACAGCCCAGAGCAACAGCUGGGCCUCAUCCGUCAGCUCCAGGAGCAACACUACCAGCAGUACAUGCAGCAGCUCUACCAGGUCCAGCUGGCGCAGCAACAGGCGGCCUUACAGAAGCAGCAGCAGCAGGCUGAUUCGAUGGCGCAGGGGACGCUGGAAUCUAGCAGCUUCAACAGUGGUGAGCCUGUCCCCGUCUCAGCAGCGGGACCGUUGUGUGCAACUUCACCACCUGCUGGCGAGGAAGCCCCUACAGUCAAUGGAGGCCAGUCAGACUCCUACUCGGAGAGCAUGGACCGGGAGCCAGAGCCCGAACCGGCAGAGGAGGUCUCAGAGAAUGGACCUUUAUUAGCUGACUCCCCACCGGUAAUAGCUGCUCCCUCCAUGUGGACACGGCCACAGAUCAAGGACUUCAAGGAGAAAAUCCGGCAGGAUGCCGACAGCGUGAUCACGGUGGGGCGCGGCGAGGUGGUGACAGUGCGUGUACCCACCCACGAGGAGGGCUCCUACCUGUUCUGGGAGUUUGCCACGGACUAUUACGACAUCGGCUUUGGGGUCUUCUUUGAGUGGACGGAUGCUGCCUCUGCUUCAGUCAGUGUGCACGUGUCAGAGUCCAGUGACGAGGAUGAGGAUGAUGAAGGUGAUCCUCCCAGUGAGGAAGAGAAGGCAAAGAAGGAGGCAGGGAAGCCCCAGGUGGAUGAGAUUGUGCCGGUGUACCGGCGGGACUGUCAUGAGGAGGUGUACGCUGGCAGCCACCAGUACCCCGGCCGCGGAGUCUACCUGCUCAAGUUUGACAACUCCUAUUCACUCUGGCGCUCCAAGAGUGUUUACUACAGAGUCUACUACACCAGAUAAGCCUGAAUACAGACACAGGGGGAGCCAAGGAGUGUGUAUGUUCAUAUAUGUGUGUGUGUGUGUGUAGGUGGAGAUUUGUGCGAUGGCAGCCUGUAUGUGUGUGUGUGCGCGCGUGAAGGAGAAUGUGAUACCAGAUGUGUUCUGGACAAAACCACCAGAGGGUGACAAAGAGACACAUCUGGAGCCCUAGUCUGGAGAUUCGACUAUUAUGUAUGUAUGUAUGUACUGUAUGUGUAUGCGUGUCCCAAGAUACACCCAUGCUAGAUCCUGUCAUCGGGCCUUUGGAAGAGGAGUGUGUAUUCCUGUUGUAUAGUCACCACCUGUCCUUGCUGCGCUCACAUAGACCAAUCUGUAGGACUUCGCUCUCAUAUCGUAUUUUACCACUUUUCAUCCUGGGCUCCUGUCACCACUCCAGCCCAACACUGUCCAACGUGGCCUUGCGGCUGAUCCUGCACUGAGUGAUGCUCUCGUAACCAUGAACGGAAAGCAGGCGACUCCGGCGCUCUGUGAGCUAAACGUUUCCUGUUUGGUGGUAAUAGUGGCUGUUUAUCCUACGAGAACACAGACAAUGUUUAAAAUCAAAUUAUAUUGCAAAAGUACUUCGUAACACUAUACCUUCGUUCCAAUGAGAGCUUCUGGUCUUUGCCAAGUCUGGGCUCACACAUUAAAAACACCAGUAUACACAAACUUAAUCAUCUUUUUUUUGUUGUAAAACAGUAGUCUGUUAUUCUCUUCCCUCGAUAACAUGCAUAUAUGAAGGCAUAUUUGGCUUAUUCCCAUGCAGAAACGGUCUGUUUACACCUUUAUUUCUUGAUACAAUCUGACUGACUCAGUGUACCAGGAGUAGGUUUUUUAGUUUAGAGCUUACUGGCAAAAUUUAUGAAGGACAGGCAAGAAGCCAUUGCAUGGUUUAGGGUAAACUACAAAUGAAGUCAUGGGUGUCAAGAAAGUGAGUUCCAAAAUAACAUGCACAUGGUAAAGUAUGGCUGUGUGUAAACUCAAGAAUUUCAGUGUGUGAUAAAAUAAGAGGUUAUAAACAAAUUACUUAAUAAAUAUUUGUUCACCUUUUCCUCCUACAAAAUGUUUUUCUGUGUGAUGCUGUUUCAGUUUGUUCCACCUUCAAGCAGUUGCCUCAGUUUUUCUCCCUAUUUGAAUGCUUACACCACGCGAAUAUUAUAUUAAAUGAUCAGUUGUCCUUUGCUCAUCAGUUCCUUACGAAAGAAUCAAGAAAAAGGACAUAGUAUUAAGACAGAUGUUAUAUUAAUAUUAGCUGGGAGGUUUUUGUGUUUUUCAUUCUGUGUGUCUGGAGUUGCUGUACUUCUGUUCUGUAGUUCUGACACACACAAGUAACAUCUAACAAUAAAAAUUCCAUGUUUUUGGAGGUCAUGA
Molecule: messenger RNA, 3062 nt
Organism: Xiphias gladius (swordfish)
Lineage: Eukaryota; Metazoa; Chordata; Actinopteri; Istiophoriformes; Xiphiidae
Gene: acbd3
Product: acyl-Coenzyme A binding domain containing 3
Exons: 8
Coding region: 39-1673 (544 amino acids)
Cellular component (GO): Golgi membrane
Molecular function (GO): fatty-acyl-CoA binding
Source: RefSeq, a predicted model, not a curated record